UUCCAUAAUCACAGCGGGCGAGAGCGGAGACUGGGAGCGAAAAAUCCGGGAUCCGGCAACUUUGGGCAGCGCAUGCGCGCCCGCGGCGCUCCAUCCCAAACACACACACAUUUUUCCCCCGGACUUGGAAAGUCACCCAAAGCCGCCCCAAGUGCAGGCACAUAGACCUUGGUGACAGAAGACAAAGAUCCCAUUGGCCCUUCCAGCUGCCCUGGCCACCAACCCCUCCUUCACAGGGGGUCCUGCAACUCCCAGGUGGUGCGUGUUGGAAUGGACUUCAGACCCCAGCCUCUUGGGAUGCAAAGGAUGAAGUGACACCCCAGCAGCAUCUGAGGCACCUCUAGGACCCAUUAGGAGAGUUUGGGACCAAGGAGCGGAGAAUGGAUCUUGGAACAGAUGGGACACUGAGGUCCAGUGCAGAGAAACUUGGUUAAAGUGGCAAGCUUUAAGAGGAUGGCAAAUCUCAGGUAUUGAUUUGUUUUAUUUGGAAGCCACCAAAGCCCAGGUGCCCCAGUGUGGUCUCGGGCUGGACACUAUCCCACAGUGGAAGGGCAUGGAGGGGCACAAGUCCUUGUCAGCCAUGGAGGGGCUUGGGCAAGGCUCACCCUCCAUUCUCCCCUCACUCCCACCAGGAGGAGGAACUGGAAGAUGAGGUGGGGUGCCCUGGUCACCAUCUGCACUCUUUCCCUCUCCCAGGAAGCAGGAGCUCGGCCCAGGGCAGGGCAAUGGCAGCAGAUACCCUGAUUCUCCUCCCAGCAGUCCAGACCUGCUUCCAGCAGACACCUGGAAGGGACCCCUUGCCCCCAGUGUUCGUGAGGCUUCUACCAGGACCUCAGGUCACCUCAGGCUGAAGGCACCCGGUGCACUGACCCACCUGCAGGCAAACCGGCCAUGGCGGCCAAGCGCAAAGGCGGCCUCAAGCUCAAUGCCAUCUGUGCCAAGCUGAGUCGCCAGGUGGUGGUGGAGAAGGGAGCAGAGGCUGGCUCCCAGGCGGAGGACAGCCCGCUGAGGCCCCGGGACAAAGAGCGCAGUGGCCCUGAGUCUGGGGUGGCUCGGGCCCCACGCAGCGAAGAAGACAAGAGGCGGGCGGUGAUUGAGAAGUGGGUCAACGGGGAGUACAGUGAGGAACCGGCACCUGCACCCAUGCUGGGGCGGAUCACCCGCGAGGGCCUGGAGCUGCCUCCCGAGGGUGUCUACAUGGUCCAGCCCCAGGGCUGCAGCGAUGAGGAAGACCAUGCUGAAGAGCCCUCCAAGGAUGGCAGUGUCCCAGAGAAGGACUCAGAUGGGGCAGCCUCAAAGGACAACAGUAGCCCCGGCAUCAAGCAGGCUUCAGGAGAGGCCUCCUCGCUAAGGGACUAUGCGGCCUCCACCAUGACCGAGUUCCUGGGCAUGUUUGGCUAUGAUGACCAGAACACGAGGGAUGAACUGGCCAGGAAGAUUAGCUUCGAGAAGCUGCAUGCGGGCUCCCCCCCUGAGGCGACCCCCUCUUCCAUGUUACCCACCUCUGAGGAAAGCCUCAGCAAGCGGGCACGCUUCUCCAAGUAUGAGGAGUACAUCCGCAAGCUCAAGGCCGGCGAGCAGCUCUCUUGGCCAGCCCAUGGCACCAAGGCUGAGGAGCGGGCAGGCAAGGAGAUGGUGGGCCCUCUGCCUGGCCUGCGGCUGCCCAGCAACACCACCCACCUGGAGACCAAGGCCACCAUCUUGCCCCUGCCAUCACACAGCAGUGUCCAAAUGCAGAACCUGGUGGCCCGGGCCUCCAAGUAUGAUUUUUUCAUUCAAAAACUGAAGACCAGUGAGAACCUGCGCCCUCAGAAUGGGAGUGCCUACAAGAAGCCGUCCAAGUAUGACCUGGAGAACGUCAAGUACCUGCACCUCUUCAAACCCGGGGAGGGCAGCCCCGACAUGGGCGGGGCCAUUGCCUUCAAGACAGGCAAGGUGGGGCGCCCCUCCAAGUAUGACGUCCGGGGCAUCCAGAAGCCAGGCCCCGCCAAGGUUCCGCCCACCCCCAGCCUGGCUCCUGCACCCCUCGCCAGUGUGCCCACUGCUCCCAGUGCCCCCGGGCCGGGGCCCGAGCCACCUGCCUCCCUGUCCUUCAAUACUCCCGAGUACCUGAAGUCUACCUUCUCCAAAACAGACUCCAUCACCACGGGGACCGUCUCCACUGUCAAGAACGGAUUGCCCACAGAUAAACCAGCUGUCACCGAAGAUGUAAACAUUUACCAGAAAUAUAUUGCCAGGUUUUCAGGCAGUCAGCACUGUGGCCACAUCCACUGUGCCUACCAGUACCGAGAGCACUACCACUGCCUGGACCCUGAGUGCAACUACCAGAGGUUCACGAGUAAGCAGGACGUGAUCCGGCACUACAACAUGCACAAGAAGCGGGACAACUCCCUGCAGCACGGCUUCAUGCGCUUCAGCCCCCUGGACGACUGCAGCGUCUACUACCACGGCUGCCACCUCAACGGGAAGAGCACCCACUACCACUGCAUGCAGGUGGGCUGCAACAAGGUGUACACGAGCACGUCCGACGUGAUGACCCAUGAGAACUUCCACAAGAAGAACACCCAGCUCAUCAACGAUGGCUUCCAGCGCUUCCGAGCCACCGAGGACUGCGGCACGGCGGACUGCCAGUUCUACGGACAGAAGACCACGCACUUCCACUGCAGGCGUCCUGGCUGCACGUUCACCUUCAAGAACAAGUGUGACAUCGAGAAGCACAAGAGCUACCACAUCAAGGACGACGCCUACGCCAAGGACGGGUUCAAGAAGUUCUACAAGUACGAGGAGUGCAGGUACGAGGGCUGCGUGUACAGCAAGGCCACCAACCACUUCCACUGCAUCCGCGCCGGCUGCGGCUUCACCUUCACCUCCACCAGCCAGAUGACCUCGCACAAGCGCAAGCACGAGCGCCGGCAUGUCCGCUCCUCGGGCGUGCUGGGGCUGCCACCCUCGCUGCUGGGCGCCAAGGACACGGAGCCCGAGGAGUCUAGCAACGACGACCUGGUGGACUUCUCUGCCCUGAGCAGCAAGAACUCCAGCCUGAGCGCCUCCCCCACCAGCCAACAGUCCUCUGCGUCCCUGGCCACUGCCGCUGCCACCACUGAGGGCACGCCCAGUGCCACCAAGCCUCCUAGCAGCAAGAUCCAGGGGCUGAUGCCCCAGGGCCUGCCAGGCUCCAUCCCCCUGGCACUGGCCCUCUCCAACUCGGGCCUGCCCACCACCGCACCGUACUUCCCCCUUCUUCCUGGCCGUGGGAGCACCUCCCUGCCUGUGGGUGCCCCUGGCCUCCUGGGUGCCAUGUCAUCUGGGGCAGCAGCCUCAGCAACCCCCGACACACCUACCUUGGUGGCUUCGGGAGCUGGAGAUUCGGCCCUGGCGACUGCCACCUCUGUCCCGGUGCCCCCUGCCUCCAUCAUGGAGAGAAUCUCUGCGAGCAAGGGCCUCAUCUCACCCAUGAUGGCCAGAUUGGCCGCAGCUGCCCUCAAGCCCUCUGCCACCUUUGACCCAGGAAGCGGGCAGCAGGCCACCCCUGCCAGGUUCCCUCCAGCCCAGGUAAAGCUGGAGCCGGGUGAGAGCGCUGGCACCCCAGGCCCCCUUGAGGCCUCCCAGGACCGCAGUCUAGACCUGACUGUAAAGGAAUCCAGUAAUGAAUCAAAUGGCCACGCAGCCCCGGCAAAUUCAUCUCUUUUAUCCUCGCUUAUGAAUAAGAUGUCUCAGGGCAACCCCAGCCUCGGCAGCCUGCUAAGCAUCAAGACAGAAGCAGAGGGGAGCCCUGCUGCAGAGUCCUCACCCUUCCUGGGCAAGGCUGCAAAGGCUGUCGUUCAGGAGAAGCUCUCAGAGCCCUGGAGAGUGUACCUACGCAGGUUUGGUACCAAGGACUUCUGCGACGCCCAGUGUGACUUCCUCCACAAGGCACACUUCCAUUGCGUGGUGGAGGAGUGUGGUGCACUCUUCAGCACCCUGGACGGGGCCAUCAAGCAUGCAAACUUCCACUUCCGGACGGAGGGCGGAACAGUGAAAGGAAGCUCAGAGGCUUCCUUCCCGGCCUCUGUUGCUGAGACCAAACCUUCCUUGGCACCCUCACCCCCCCCGGCACCUCCUGGCACCACAGUCCCGGGGACCUGUCUGGAAGGACCUGCUCCCAGCCCGGCCUCGGUGCCCUCCACCCCCACCCUGCUCGCCUGGAAGCAGCUGGCUUCCACCAUACCCCAGAUGCCUCAGAUUCCCGCAUCAGUGCCUCACCUGCCCGCCUCACCCUUGGCGACGACUUCUCUAGAGAAUGCCAAGCCCCAGGUCAAACCCGGAUUCCUCCAGUUCCAGGAGAACGACCCUUGCCUCGCGACAGACUGCAAGUACGCCAACAAGUUCCACUUCCACUGCCUCUUUGGGAACUGCAAGUAUGUCUGCAAGACCUCCGGCAAGGCUGAGUCUCACUGCCUGGACCACAUCAACCCCAACAAUAGCCUGGUGAACGUGCGAGACCAGUUUGCUUACUACUCCCUGCAGUGUCUCUGUCCCAACCAGCACUGUGAGUUCCGGAUGCGUGGACACUACCACUGCCUCCGGACUGGCUGCUACUUCGUCACCAACAUCACCACCAAGCUGCCCUGGCACAUAAAGAAGCAUGAGAAAGCUGAGCGGCGGGCAGCCAACGGAUUCAAAUACUUCACCAAGCGCGAGGAGUGCGGCAGGCUAGGCUGCAAGUACAACCAGGUGAACAGCCACUUCCACUGCAUCCGGGAGGGCUGCCAGUUCUCCUUCCUCCUGAAGCACCAGAUGACCUCCCACGCCCGGAAGCACAUGCGCAGGAUGCUCGGGAAGAACUUUGAUCGCGUGCCCCCCUCCCAGGGCCCCCCAAGCCUGAUGGAUGCUGAGACAGAUGAGGGCAUGGACUACACUGGCUGCAGCCCGGGUGCCGCCUCCUCCGAGUCCUCUACCAUGGAUCGCAGCUGCUCCAGCACCCCCGUGGGCAACGAGAGCACAGCGGCAGGCGGCCCGGCUCCUCCUCCUCCUCCUCUUCCUCCUCCUGCUGCCACUGGUGACGAGGCCACCCGUGGGGCCCCACGGCCCCCCCUGACUCCACCCUUCCCGCCGGCUGCGCUCCGGCCGCCCCUCCCCCCCCUCCCAUGCCUCUUCUCUCCGUCCUGUCUCUCAUACUCUCUGCUCAGUGCCACUCUGGGAGCCAGUCGCGGCCUGGCCCACCCCAUCAGCAGCCCGCCCAGCUUCCCGCCUGUCACUGCCACUCCAACUCCAGUAAAAAGUGACGUCCCCCUAGUUCAGGACGCCGCAGGGAAUACCAUCUCCAUGCCCACAGCCUCCGGUGCCAAAAAGCGCUUCUGGAUCAUCGAGGACAUGUCGCCCUUCGGCAAGCGGCGGAAGACGGCCUCCUCGCGCAAGAUGCUGGACGAGGGCAUGAUGCUGGAGGGCUUCCGGCGCUUCGACCUCUAUGAGGACUGCAAGGACACGGCCUGCCAGUUCUCGCUCAAGGUCACCCACUACCACUGCACGCGUGAGAACUGCGGCUACAAGUUCUGCGGGCGCACGCACAUGUACAAGCACGCGCAGCACCACGACCGCGUGGACAACCUGGUGCUGGACGACUUCAAGCGCUUCAAGGCCUCGCUCAGCUGCCACUUCGCCGACUGCCCCUUCUCGGGCACCAGCACGCACUUCCACUGCCUGCGCUGCCGCUUCCGCUGCACCGACAGCACCAAGGUCACGGCGCACCGCAAGCACCACGGCAAGCAGGACGUGAUCAGCGCGGCGGGCUUCUGCCAGUUCAGCUCGAGCGCCGACUGCGCGGUGCCGGACUGCAAGUACAAGCUCAAGUGCUCGCACUUCCACUGCACCUACCCGGGCUGCCGCCACACGGUCGUGGGCAUGUCGCAGAUGGACUCGCACAAGCGCAAGCACGAGAAGCAGGAGCGCGGCGAGCCGCCCGCCGCCUCGCCCGGCGCGCCCGUCAGCCUGGACGGCUCGCUCACGCUGGCCGCCGAGCCCGGGGGCUCGCUGCUCUUCCUGCAGACGGCCGCCGCCGGCCUGGGCCUGGCGCUCGGCGACGCCGGGGACCCCGGCCCGCCCGACGCUGCCCCCGCGCCGCGGGAGGCCCCCGCCGCCCCCGGCCCGGCCGCGGGCGCCGGGGAGUCCUCGCAGGAGGAGGAGGAGGAGGAGCUGGAGCUGCAGGAGGAGGAGGCCGAGGACGAGGACGACGAGGACGAGGACGACGACGACGAGGACGACGACGACGACGAGGACGACGACGAGGACCUGCGCACCGACUCGGAGGAGUCGCUGCCCGAGGCGGCGGCCGAGGCGGGCGCACGGACCCCGGCGCUGGCGGCUCUGGGCGCCCCCGGCCCCGCGCCCGCCGCCGCGUCGCCCUAGCGCGCCUCUUCCCGCGGCGUCACGUCACUGUCCCCACUGUCCCCGGCGCUCUUUAAAGAAACGCUGUCUCCACGUGAAGCCCCUGAACAGAGCCGCCCGCCCGCCCCGCCGGGCGCCCCGCAGGUGCUUCCGGACCCCGAGUCCGUCUCAGGACAGAGGCGGGGACCCCUCUGGUGCUCGGGCCGCCCCGCCCGGAACGCGCAGCUCCGCGGCGGAGGACAGGCCGCCGCCCCCUGCCCGCCGAGCGGGGUCUUCAGGGAACAGCAGGUGCUCGCCCGGGCGCGCGCUGACCGCCGCCAGCUCUUUGCUCAGGACCGGGGCGGGCGCUGGAGGCCACUGGGACCCCAUCGGCCACCGGGGGCGGGGCCGCCACCUGUAGCGUCUGGCCGGGGGAGCCCCCUUCAUGCAGCUAAGACUUCCCCCCUUGCCCUGGGGAAGGCGGUCAGCACGGGUGACAGUACAGGGACAUGGAGGAAAUCUGAAGGUAGCAGCAGGCGGGCCCUUCAGUGCGGCUGCACCGCGCUCCAGGGCCAGGCUGCCGCCCCUGCCCCUGCCCCCCACC
Messenger RNA from Marmota monax (woodchuck), 6946 nucleotides. It is a transcript of the gene Casz1, whose product is annotated as castor zinc finger 1. The coding region runs from base 892 to 6384 and encodes 1830 amino acids. The record is from RefSeq and is a predicted model, not a curated record. Gene Ontology annotation, cellular component: nucleus. Gene Ontology annotation, molecular function: DNA-binding transcription factor activity, RNA polymerase II-specific; RNA polymerase II transcription regulatory region sequence-specific DNA binding. Gene Ontology annotation, biological process: positive regulation of transcription by RNA polymerase II; regulation of neuron differentiation. The transcript is spliced from 23 exons. NCBI's taxonomy places the organism in Eukaryota, Metazoa, Chordata, Mammalia, Rodentia, Sciuridae.